AUGGACGCGUCGUCGGUUGUCGUCUUCGCUCUACCGUUUCCUGAUCGUUUCGGAUUUUCCGAGAAGGCGUUUUGGCUUCACGAUCUCUUCACACGCGCACACGUCAUAGCGAGGCGCGCGCCGCCCGGCGACGCCAUGAUCGCCGUCACGCUCACGUGUCCAAUAUGCAUGGACGUCGCGUUAGACACGAUGUGCGUCCCUUGCGGUCACACCGUCUGCCGAGCGUGCGUCGAGGCGCACCGCGCGAAGAAUCUGAAAUCGACGCGACGAAAAGCGACGCGGGCGCAGACGAGCGCGGGUGGCGGAUUCGACCACGCGAUGUACCUGCCGGCGCCCGAUCAGGUUUUGGCGUCGCGCGACGUCGACGUCGACGCGGACGCGACGCGCAGUAGCAGCGCGGUCGCUCCGACGGCGUCGUCCCCCGCGAGCGAUGGGGAUGUCGUCUCCGUCAGCUCCGACGGGGAUCUCGUCGUCGUUUCAUCCCUCGACGACGAGUACCUCGGCCGGCGCGUCGAGGUCUACUGGCCGAACGACGACCCGCCGACGUGGUACCCCGGCGUCGUCGCGCGCUUCGACCCGAAUAGGCAACACGCGCGGUAUCGCGUCGACUACGACGACGGCGCGGACGAGUGGGUCGACUUCCCGGAGCCGACCGUGCGGUUCGUGUCCUGGACCGACUGGGCUCGAGACAGGACCGCGGAGGAACUGGUCGAGUGGACGGAGAACGAACGCGACGUCGAGAUGAUACGGAAGACGGCGCGCGCGGUCGACGCGAUGGUCCGCGACGAGAUGUUGCUCGAAGCCGCGAAGCGCGGCCGCAACGCGCGCGUGAUCAAGGCGCUCGUGGACGCGGGCGCGGCGAUGCCGUAUUAUCGACGCAAAAGCGGCGGAAGCGGCAGAAAGAGAUUGCGGGGACACCUGUGGUGUACGCUUCGCAUGAAGGAAUACGACCGCAUCAGGAAGCGGAUAAGAAAAAUGGUCCAAGGGUAG
Molecule: messenger RNA, 990 nt
Organism: Micromonas pusilla CCMP1545
Lineage: Eukaryota; Viridiplantae; Chlorophyta; Mamiellophyceae; Mamiellales; Mamiellaceae
Exons: 2
Coding region: 1-990 (329 amino acids)
Source: RefSeq, a predicted model, not a curated record